AUGCCUCCUAAGAAACCCAACGUCACUAACACCUUUUGGCCGCAGCCACCUUCGUCUCAGAAUGAAAGUACGGAUCCUUCGCAGCAGACGCGUUCUCAGAACGGAACCUCGUUUCCAAUACUCAGGAGAGUCUCUCACCAAGUAGGAAGAAGAAAGAUGUGA
This is a messenger RNA of Prunus armeniaca (apricot), 162 nucleotides long. Lineage: Eukaryota; Viridiplantae; Streptophyta; Magnoliopsida; Rosales; Rosaceae. The record is from the annotation of a GenBank genome assembly.